Messenger RNA from Eriocheir sinensis (Chinese mitten crab), 903 nucleotides. RefSeq lists its product as uncharacterized. The coding region runs from base 1 to 903 and encodes 300 amino acids. The record is from RefSeq and is a predicted model, not a curated record. The transcript is spliced from 2 exons. NCBI's taxonomy places the organism in Eukaryota, Metazoa, Arthropoda, Malacostraca, Decapoda, Varunidae.
AUGAGCGCGGCCGAGGGUGUGAGCCGCGCCCUGGCGGGGGGGCAGCAGCCCCUCAUGACGCCCCCCCGCACCGGGCCCCCCUCGCCGCCCUUCCCCAGCCCGCCCGCCGCGCCCUUCCCGCCCUUCGCCGGGCCCUUCAGCGUGGCCAGCAUGGUGCCCCGCCCCCCCCGCCUGCCCUCGCCCCCCCUGCCCCCCCUGCAACUGCCCGCCGGCCUGGAGUCACCCCCCAGCUGGGGCGCCGAGCCCCACCGACCCCAGGACGCGCGCCCCUCCCCUGGGGCGGAGGAGACGCGGGGGGGCGGCGUCCCCGAGGAGGAAGGGCCACCCGAGGAGGGGCGGACCUGCCUGGCCCCGGAGCCCCCCGCCCCCCCGCUGCUGCGGCCCCCCAUCAGUCAGCUGCUGGAGGGGGGCGGCGGGGGGCGCGGCGGGGGGGCGUGGCGCGGCCUGGAGGGACUGUCCCCGGAGCGGUGCCGGGCGUGGGCGCGUUACUUGGCGCACCUGGCGCCCUCCCACUCCCCCCCGCAGGAGCCCCCCCAGGGUCUGACCCUCACGCCCACGCACACGCCCACCACCUCGCCCGACACCCCCAGCCCGCGCCCCGCGGACGAGGGCAGCCCCCGCCCCGCCCCGCCGCCUCCCUGGGCCAGGCGCCGCCCCUCGCUCACCACCGACGGCCUGCCCAACAAGGCGCCGCGCAGCGACCCCGGGGAGGCGGGGGCACCAGGGGGUCCGGGGCCUGUGCCGGGGCCGGGUCUGGGGACCUUCACGCUGGACCUGACCUACCGGCACCGCCCGGAGGGGCCGCCACACCGCCCACCACACCACCCAGCAUCUCAUCUGCUCUCCAUCUCCGUCUCCUCAUCAUCUCUCCACCUCGUCAUCUCAAUUUUACCAGCAUAUUAG